Molecule: messenger RNA, 2368 nt
Organism: Exophiala xenobiotica
Lineage: Eukaryota; Fungi; Ascomycota; Eurotiomycetes; Chaetothyriales; Herpotrichiellaceae
Exons: 1
Coding region: 103-1908 (601 amino acids)
Biological process (GO): mitochondrial magnesium ion transmembrane transport
Cellular component (GO): mitochondrial inner membrane
Molecular function (GO): magnesium ion transmembrane transporter activity
Source: RefSeq, a predicted model, not a curated record
CUCGACACAUGAUGUCUGCCAUCUCGCGACCAAAGGACAGGGCUUAAAGUACCAGGUAUCUGGAGUCCAGACUCGGGUUGUGCUGCUUUUGCUGAGCAGGCGAUGAAGACGCCCGCUGCGCCUUCCCGAAGUCUGCUGCGCUUCCUGCGGUCCCAAACAGAUACGAUCUUCACCACCUCCAUCUCACCAACAAGAUCGCCGCAUGCCCGGUAUCUCAAUACGACUUCUACCCAAUGCUCUCGCAUACAAGCCACCUCUAUCGACGCUUUCUGGCAGCGUCACCGGGACGCGUGCAAGGCGCUGCCUGCCCCAAGAUGCGCUCCUCCCAACCCUCCUCAAUCUCGAAGUACCAGUUCCGGUAGCCACAGUCCUGGCUUCUGGCUGCGCUGGUUACGCCGUAGGCAAGCUACCGCGCGCUCCAAACUACCACCAGAACCUCCAGGAGGUAAUUCAAACUACGAUGAGACCUCUGCUCAGCUCUUCAAUCUUUCCCGCGCUCUUUCCAGAAACCCGACAGGCGCAGACCUAAAACUCCGAUGUACCGAAUUUGACGCAAAUGGUUCGGUCACCAUGGUCGCGGGGGAGUUCAGAAAGUCAGAAUUGAUUGCUAAAUAUGGUCUCCUCCCUCGCGACCUGAGGAAGAUCGACUCCUCUGUCCUUCCCCAUAUCCUCGUCCGUCCUACCGCUAUCCUCAUCAACCUCUUGCACCUGCGAGUCCUUAUCCAGUCCGAUCGUGUUCUCGUCUUCGACGCAUAUGGAAGCACCGACUCAUAUACCCAAUCCUUGUUCAUGUAUGAUCUAGAAGGAAAGCUGAGGCAAAAGGCGGAUCCCAGGAAUGGCUCCACGCACCUUCCGUAUGAGUUCCGAGCUCUCGAAGCCGUGCUUAUAUCAGUCACGUCUGGUCUUGAGGCAGAAUUUGCUCUAGUCCGAGACCCAGUGACCCAUAUUCUCAGCGAACUGGAAGAGGAUAUAGACCGGGACAAAUUACGACACCUGCUCAUCCAUUCCAAAAAGCUCGGCACUUUCGAGCAAAAAGCGCGACUUGUCCGAGAUGCCAUUGACGACCUCCUGGAGGCAGACGAUGAUCUUGCUGCCAUGUACUUAACGGAGCGAAAAACAGGAAAGUCGCGAGCCGAGAACGACCACCAAGAAGUUGAGAUGCUGCUGGAGUCGUACCACAAAAUAUGCGACGAAAUUGUGGAGAUAUCCGGCAAUCUGAUCAACAACAUCAGAAACACGGAAGAGGUUGUCAAGGCUAUUCUUGAUGCCAACCGCAACCAGCUCAUGCUGCUAGAAAUCAAAUUCAGUGUUGGGACGCUGGGUCUAGCGGGUGGUACUCUCAUCGCCGGCCUAUACGGCAUGAACCUGAAUAACUUUAUCGAAGAAACCGAUUGGGGGUUUGGUUCGGUCAGCGUGGUCUGUUUUGGCCUGUCAGCGGCUAUCUGCGUCUAUGGUAUGCGGAAGCUACGGAAGGUCCAAAAGGUUCGUAUGUGGGGUGAAGGAAUCGACACCAUGGCAGCUCGUGCACGAGCAGCCGGCAGAGGCAACUGGCGCAGCGAAGCCGUUGAAAGUCAGGCUCACCGCAUUGGAAGACUGAAAGGAGGCGGAAUCAACCUGGGGGGAAAACAGUCUGGACCUGUCAUGUGGCCAGGCAUGGAGGGGCUGGGUGCGCAUAGGCUACAUGGAACCGACGCUGGUCGACAAAGCGAAGUUCCCAACAAUAGUACCAACGCAACAGCGCAAGCGCACGAUCCUCGAGGGACUGCUUACGAUGAGCAUGAAGACGUCGAGACAAGGUGGAGGGGAGAGGCGCAGAAGCAGAAAGCAUUGACCAAAAAGGAGCAACACGCGCAUUCUCAUCAUCAUCAUCAUCAUCACGCUGCUCACUAUACCCACGAAAAGAAAUGAAAUCUCCCGUCACUCAUACAGCACGGGGGCAGUCGCUCGUUUGCAAGAGAAGGUGGCGGCUUCACAACACCAGCAUACGACACACGACUCUUCGCUACUUAGGAUAUUCGGGACCCAUAAUAUCGUAUUACUUGUAUACUAGCCUUCACUUCUCCUCCCUCCAGCGUUCAAGCGAAUAUCGGCGUUACAUUCAUGGGGAAAUUCAAGAAAUAUUGCAGGAUUUGGCAUUGGGGCGUGGCAUUCGGUGACCGACAGAGUGCAAAGGGGUCAAUAACGAAUAUACAGGACUCCGGAUCAUGCUGGCCAAAAGACUAGAUAGGGGGUUAUUGUGCAACAUCCUGUCUGUUAUUCUACCCAGGUAGGUUACCUAGGUAGCUCUGAUAGGCAGGUCUGGUUGUUUUGCACAUACUACGUUAGAGUCUAAUCUCCACGACUUGAAUCAAUCUACGAGGUCUGGUCG